AUGGCGAUGGAAGAAAGUGCGCAUUCGUCGUUGUUGGACGAGUUGGAAUUCCCAGACUUCUUCAUGUUUUCAAGCAUCGAGGUAAGAGUAUGGCAAAUUCGAUAUCGAACAUUUUUUGAAACUUGGCGUGUUAUUUGUUCUAGAAUACCUCCGGAUGUGGUUCGAUUGGGCGACAUCCAUCUGGAAUUGACUACCGACGAUCGCUACGCACAGCAGCUCAAGGUCAAACGGAUAAUUUCGCAUCCUGAUCGUAAACCACCUCGAAAGUACAAUGAUUUAGCGCUGGUGGAGUUGGAGAAAAAAGUUGAGAUUACUCCCGGGGUAUGUCCGGCAUGUAUCUGGUCCAAAGAAGUGUAUCCAUACGAUUGGUUCGAGGUAGCUGGAUUCGGGUACACAGAAUAUGGUGUACCAAGCAGUUCUAAUCUAUUGAAAGCACGGCUCACCUUAGUAAAUACAACCGAAUGUGCGUCGGCUUAUCCAGCAGACCGAGGACUUCCCGAUGGAAUCCGCGCUGAUCAGUUGUGUGCUACGAGUCCUCAUAGCGAUACCUGUCAGGGUGACUCGGGUGGACCACUGCAGACAUCAUUGUACAGUUAUCAGCAUAUUGCCCAUUUUUUAAUCGGUGUUACUUCAUUUGGAAGGUUCUGUGGUCAUGGAUCCUACGGAGUGUAUCAAAAAAUUGAACCGCAUCUCAAUUGGAUCAGAUCUGUUGUAAGAGAUACACUAGAUCCAUUAGAAUGCAUACAGAAAUAUAAAGACUACGUGGAGCCAAUGCAAAUGCCAGGCGAAACAGAAGUUGUUGAUCCGUACUUUAGUAGAGUUUACCUGCACUGGAAGGAUUCUAAAACAGAUAUUCUAUGUGGAGGCACUCUUGUAGAUUACAAUGUAGUUAUAACAUCGGCACGCUGUACCUUCAACUCACGAGAGGAAUCACCAACUAGAAUUUCCAUCAUAGAUCGAUGGGCAAAGAUAGUAGAAAUAGAAAGACAUCCCGGAUUCCAGCAAGGAUCUUACUAUAACGAUGUGGCUCUUAUCCGCCUUGAUCGGUACAUAGUGCCAGCGGAAUGGAUUGUUCCCGUAUGUCUUCCGUAUACUAGCGCUUUGCGAGGCUACCAAAUAGCACCGGAGACAUUCUCUUGUAGAACCCCAAAGGCACCAUAUCCACAAAAAUUGCAAAUCUACCUUCCUUCGAAGUCCCGUUGCGAUGAUCAGGCUAUAGCCAACGACAUAGAAUAUUCUUCCAAAUUUCCGCAAGGACUAGGGAAUGCGAUGAGUUGCAUCGGCACAGACUAUCGCAUGGUUCCCAAUCUGGUCGAAGUUGAUCAAGGUGGUCCCCUAUUGAGCCGUGACGAAACGAUCAUAUUUGGGGUGAAUGCUUACGGGACGGAUUGCGGGUCGUAUAAUCCGUUGAUUACGACCAAUGUAGCACCGUUGAUCCCAUGGAUAGAACAGUUUGUAUUCAAACAAAACGUCGAAAUAUCCAAACCUCAAGAAGGAACGCUGAUUUACGUCGAUAAGACGCUUUACAUAGGAAGUACGUGCAGUACCAAGGAUGGAAAACAGGGAUCUUGCGCGCUGACUAGAAACUGUAUCGAUGAGCUUACACGGUACAAAAAACGUGAAGUAGAACCUGCAAUUUGCGGUUUUGUGAACGAGAGGGUUGUUAUAUGUUGUCCGUGAUGAUGUACUGUGAGUGUGACUGAACAAUGUUUUAU
Molecule: messenger RNA, 1715 nt
Organism: Ochlerotatus camptorhynchus
Lineage: Eukaryota; Metazoa; Arthropoda; Insecta; Diptera; Culicidae
Exons: 4
Coding region: 1-1680 (559 amino acids)
Biological process (GO): proteolysis
Molecular function (GO): serine-type endopeptidase activity
Source: RefSeq, a predicted model, not a curated record